This is a messenger RNA of Sinocyclocheilus grahami, 1489 nucleotides long. It is a transcript of the gene lrrc47, whose product is annotated as leucine rich repeat containing 47. Gene Ontology annotation, molecular function: protein binding. NCBI's taxonomy places the organism in Eukaryota, Metazoa, Chordata, Actinopteri, Cypriniformes, Cyprinidae. Gene Ontology annotation, cellular component: cytoplasm. The coding region runs from base 317 to 1489 and encodes 390 amino acids. The transcript is spliced from 4 exons. The record is from RefSeq and is a predicted model, not a curated record.
CGAUUGAACAGGACGUCAUGUACAUGAAUACCUAUUUAAUUACAAAUGAUCUAAAUAACAUGGUGAAAUGUUGCUUGCAGAAAGACAGCAAAACCACCAUAAGCUGACUUGCUUAGCCGGGGCGAAAUCAUGAAGUCAUGAUUUUAGUACUGAAGUUAUCAGGGUUGCCAGGAUAUAUAAAAAAGAAACGCCCAAUUGCUACUAAAAACUACCGCUGGAAAACCGCGGACUUGGCAACACUGCGAAGUUGCGCAGGCGCUGUGAGGGGGAAACAGGGAAACUGAAUUCGCCGGAACACCGGGUUACGUUGGACAGCAUGGCUGAAGAAAAUAGCUCAUUGAAUAUUUGGCCAGAAAUAGAAAAGGCAGAAAAGGAGAACAGGCGUGAGCUGGUGCUUCAGGGUUCAGCGGUUGACAAAAAGAUCCAGAGCAGCGGCGGACUUCACGCGCGACUUUAUUCCCUCUCGCCCCUAAACUACCUGGAGAUCAGUCAAUGUCCCAGUUUACAAGAGAUCCACGAGAACAUCGGACAUCUGUCUCAUCUACAGAGUCUGAUCCUCUGCAGGAACAAGCUCACUUCAGUCCCAAAAAGCAUUGGUGAACUGAAGGCGAUUAAAGUCCUGGAUUUGUCUGUCAACCAGCUGCAGGCGUUGCCCGAGGAGAUCUGUGCACUGAGCGAACUCAACACUUUAAAUGUCAGCUGCAACAGCAUCGCCGCUCUGCCGGAUGGCCUGAGCAAGUGUGUGAAGCUCGCCAGCAUCAAUGUGUCCAAAAAUGCACUCUCUCGGCUCCCAGAUGACUUGUGGUGCUCCAGCCUGGAGCUCCUCAGCAGCAUCAUAGCAUCAGAAAACACGAUAGAGGAGCUGAGCAGUGAGGUUCAUAACCUGCCUGCGCUGAAGGUUUUGGAUCUCUCCAGCAACAAGCUCCAGGAGCUUCCAUCUGAGUUGGCCGACUGCCCCAAGCUGAAGGAGACCAAUUUUAAAGGGAACAAGCUGAAGGACAAGAGGCUUGAGAAGAUGGUGAAUGGCUGCCAGACUAAAUCAGUCCUAGACUACCUGAGGGCAGGUGGGAGGGGGAAAGGGAAAGGCAAGCAGCAGGAUGGAGAGGUGAGCGAGAAGCUUGAUGGAGGCCAUAACAUCUCAAAGAAGAAAAGCGGUGCAAAGCAGAAAGGCAAAAAAGAGGCAGAGGAAGUGGAUGAGCUUAAUCGGAUGGUUGUGAGAGUUCUGCAUGUAUCCAAAGCACCCACGGCUGUGACAGUCAAAGUUUCUGCAGGAGUCAAGGAUGUUCGGCCAUACAUUGUGUGCUGCAUUGUAAAAGGCAUGAACCUCAGACAAGGAAAUGCACUCAAGCGAUUUUUAGUUGCUCAGACCAAACUUCACGAUGAGAUUUGUGCCAAAAGAACAACAGCAACCAUUGCAACUCAUGACCUCGGCUUGCUGAAGACUCCUCUGUUGUAUGACGCCAGGCCACCAGAUACACUGAAGUCAUAA